UACGAUGCCGGAGCGGAGAUCAACAACCCUUUUUUACAGUACAAUAAUAAUUAUUGUACUGGGAAAAGGUUGAAGAUCUCUGUGUAGGUUUCUGUAGCGUCGACCGCGUAGACUUGUAGUGUAGAGAAAACGAGAUUUCUGGCUGCUGUCAUAUCUUCAGGCAAGGUUCCAUCCCUCAGAAUCUGAGCUAUAUGUACACAUCUCUCGCUCCCGUCUUAACCGCAGAGCAGUAUAGUAUUUGUUUAGGCAGAUAAACAACACAGCUAAAAGAUGGGAAUUUCAUUAAUCCUAUGAUUGCACGCGGCUCGCGUUCUAUUCGCCCACGCUAUCUUCUGCGCUCGGUACGACUAUGACGUCGACUGUGAUCGACGUCACAGCUUAUCUUGUCCUAUGGACCCCGCCGCUCGGCCACCCUCGGUAUUUAUUGUGACGCUGCCGUCUCUACGUGAGCAGUAGAGAGCAGGACCGAGAGCAGAGAUGACGUUCGAGGAAGUAAACCUUCAGAAUUCGGAUGCAUCGCUCAUUCCGGGGGAAGUGCUUUCCGUAAGCGAUGCCGGAAGCGGAUACGAGCGAUGUGAUGCAAAAAUCUACAUAUGCGCCACCAUGUGGCACGAAACAGAAGCAGAGAUGGAGGAGCUGGUGGAGUCCUUGCUACGAUGUGAUGCGGACCCGUUUGUAAAUGGUUACAACUUCAACUCUAACGACAAAUCCAAAGAGACGUACCAACUUAAAGCUCAUAUUGUAUUUGACGAUGCCUUGGUGCCUGCGAAAUGCGUUCCGGGACAUUCUACGAUUAAUUGCUAUGCUCAGAGUCUACUCAACGUGCUCAACCGGCUAGUGAAUCACCCAAUCACAGAUACACGAACAGUGGAGCGGAACGGCGUAUGGUCAUUGCAUCGUAUGCGCGCUCUACCUAACGGCAGCACCUUGUAUCUGCAUCUCAAAGACAAAACUAAAGUUCGUAUAGGAAACGAUGGAGUCAGGUUUAGUGCUGUGGUUCCAAGAGGUUGA
Messenger RNA from Priapulus caudatus, 1011 nucleotides. RefSeq lists its product as uncharacterized. The coding region runs from base 478 to 1011 and encodes 177 amino acids. The record is from RefSeq and is a predicted model, not a curated record. The transcript is spliced from 6 exons. NCBI's taxonomy places the organism in Eukaryota, Metazoa, Priapulida, Priapulimorpha, Priapulimorphida, Priapulidae.